CUGGACCUGACCGCGUGCGCGGACGUCACGGACGACGCGCUCGAAUUCGCGGCCAAGUCGUGCACGUCGCUCCAGUCGCUCACGCUGGACGGCUGCGCCAAGCUCACGGACGCGGCCCUCUUCGCCGUCGCGAAGAAGACGCCGAACGCGACGCUGCUGAGCCUCCAGGGCUGCGGCCGCGUGACGAACGGUGGCCUCGAGCCGCUCUGCGGGUCCUGCCGCCACCUCAUGGCGCUGAACCUGUCCUACUGCGGCGGCGUGAACAACGCGACGCUGGGGCUCGUGGCGCGGUUCCUGCGGGAUCUGGAGCUGCUCCACGUGUCCGAGUGCACGCGGCUCUCGGACCACGGCCUCGGCGGCCUGUCGACGCGGUGCCUCAAGCUGGCGAAGCUGUACUGCGCGGGCGUCGCGGGCAUCACGGACGCGGGCGUCGGCUACCUGACGCGGGAGCCGUCGCUGGACCACGCGCGCGGCGACAAGCUGCGGGUCCUCGACCUGUCGCGGUGCUGCGCGGUGAGCGACGGGGCCGUCGACGCGCUCGCGCGGUCCUGCCCGACGCUCGAG
Molecule: messenger RNA, 564 nt
Organism: Aureococcus anophagefferens
Lineage: Eukaryota; Pelagophyceae; Pelagomonadales; Pelagomonadaceae
Exons: 2
Biological process (GO): SCF-dependent proteasomal ubiquitin-dependent protein catabolic process
Cellular component (GO): SCF ubiquitin ligase complex
Molecular function (GO): protein binding
Source: RefSeq, a predicted model, not a curated record